AUGGGAGCCCUCAAGCUAGUCUUUGUCACGGGGAAUGCGAAUAAGUUACGAGAGGUCAAGAAGAUCUUAUCUACGGACGUCUCAUCUGAGGAUUCGCUCAAAAUCGAAGUGGACUCUAAAGCACUAGAUCUCCCCGAGGUCCAAGGAUCAACUCAAGAUGUUGCGAGAGAAAAAUCUAGAGCUGCUGCGAAAUUGAUCGGUGGACCCUGCAUAACCGAGGAUACGGCAUUGUGCUUCAAGGCCAUGGGCGGCUUGCCAGGUCCAUAUAUUAAAUGGUUUUUAGAAAAGCUAGGAUUAGACGGAUUGAAUAAGAUGCUCCAAGGAUUCUCGAGCACUGAAGCAACAGCCUUGUGUACAUUCGCAUACUGUGAACCAGGAAAAGAACCGAUCCUAUUCGAAGGAGCAACAGAAGGAAACAUUGUACCCGCACGAGGGCCCACCAAUUUCGGAUGGGACCCAAUCUUUGAAGUCUCAGGAACUGGGAUGACAUAUGCGGAAAUGCCAGCCGAGCAAAAAAACAGCCUCUCUCAUCGUUCGAAAGCUUUGGACAAACUUCGUCAACACUUUUCGAGGCGGUGA
Molecule: messenger RNA, 579 nt
Organism: Puccinia graminis f. sp. tritici CRL 75-36-700-3
Lineage: Eukaryota; Fungi; Basidiomycota; Pucciniomycetes; Pucciniales; Pucciniaceae
Product: Ham1 family protein
Exons: 8
Coding region: 1-579 (192 amino acids)
Biological process (GO): nucleoside triphosphate catabolic process
Cellular component (GO): cytoplasm
Molecular function (GO): nucleoside triphosphate diphosphatase activity
Source: RefSeq, a predicted model, not a curated record